Molecule: messenger RNA, 871 nt
Organism: Odocoileus virginianus texanus
Lineage: Eukaryota; Metazoa; Chordata; Mammalia; Artiodactyla; Cervidae
Source: RefSeq, a predicted model, not a curated record
CCUCUGCGUCUCCGUCGGCCCCGCGGUCCCCUGCGCACCGAAGAUGGCGGCCGCGGCGGGAAGGUUUUUCCGGGCUUCGCUCGCCCGACAUGUGAGUGCCAUUCCUUGGGGCAUUUCAGCCUCUGCAGCCCUUAGGCCCGCUGCUUCUCGAAGAAUGUGCUUGACAAAUGCCUUGUGGUCUGGUUCUGAUCAAGCAAAAUUCGCCUUUAGCACCAGUUCCUCAUACCAUGCCCCCGCCGUCACCCAGCAUGCACCCUAUUUUAAGGGCACGGCUGUUGUCAGCGGAGAGUUCAAAGAAAUUAGCCUUGAUGACUUUAAAGGGAAAUAUUUAGUGCUCUUCUUCUAUCCUUUGGAUUUCACCUUUGUGUGUCCUACAGAAAUUAUUGCUUUCAGUGACAAAGCCAAUGAAUUUCAUGAUGUGAACUGUGAAGUCGUUGCAGUGUCGGUAGAUUCCCACUUCAGCCACCUGGCCUGGAUAAACACGCCGAGGAAGAAUGGCGGUUUGGGCCAUAUGAACAUCGCACUCUUGUCAGAUUUGACCAAACAGAUUUCCCGAGACUACGGUGUGCUGUUAGAAGGUCCAGGCCUUGCGCUACGCGGUCUCUUCAUAAUUGACCCCAAUGGAGUCAUCAAGCAUCUGAGCGUCAAUGAUCUCCCAGUGGGCCGAAGCGUGGAAGAGACCCUCCGCUUGGUGAAGGCGUUCCAGUUUGUGGAAACUAAAAAAAACCCAAUGAUGCUUAGCCAGCAGGAUAAUCCAGAUGUGCUAAAUACUACGGUAAUAGAUGCCUUCCGGGGAACUCUGAGGAGCGGAGCACCUUACCUGGCUAUGGACAUCAGCAAAGUCUUCAUGGAGGAGGAGAGGAAGUCUUAG